Symbiodinium natans is the source of this 1185-nucleotide messenger RNA. NCBI's taxonomy places the organism in Eukaryota, Dinophyceae, Suessiales, Symbiodiniaceae. The record is from the annotation of a GenBank genome assembly.
AUGGCCACUGAACAGAUCGCGACCGAAGCAGGGAUCAUUCAGUUUGGCAUCCUGAGGGUGAUCGCCAAGGUCUUCUUGCUGCAGCACCUCAUCGCCUGCGGCUGGUGGGGUGUGGGCAACGCGGUCUUCUUCGAAAACACCAGUGGCAGAAGUUGGAUUGCUAGCUUCGCAAUGGACGGACCUGAUGUUACUUUCGAGUACCAGUACACCACGUGCUUGCAUUGGGCCUUCGCCCAACUAGGCAUGGGCUCGGUGGAGGGCAUCGAGGCAGUGAACACGGAGGAGAGGUCGUUUUGUAUUGCCGUGGCUUUCACGUGCUUGAUCAGCUUCUCCACCCUCGUCAGUACCGUCACGUCUCUGAUGAGCAACCUGCAGAAAGCGCAGGACGAGGAGCAGCAGCUCUUCAGCGACCUCAGGCGAUUCUUGAAUCAGAAUGACAUUCCGAUCGACCUCAGCCAGCGGGUAACGCGCUUCUUGCAGCACGCCUACCGGGCAAGGACGUCUCGAACGGCCGACAGCGAGGUCGCCAUCUUCGGGCUGCUGUCCAAACCCUUGUAUGCCGAGCUCCAGUUUACGCGGUACAAAGACUGCCUCUUUGGCCUUACGCUACUGAGGAGGAUCCUGAUCAACGACGAUGCGCGGUAUCAGGCGGAGACAGUUGCUCAGAAGCUGGCUGUCAAGGCGCUGACCACGGUACAGCUAGCUCAGAAUGACAUUGUCUUCAACCGUGGAACGGUGGCGGACACCACAUACUUCUCCUUAGACGACAACCUGCGCUACUUCCAUUACAUCCAAGAUGAGGACGUAGCCAACUCGAUACAGAUUGCAGAGGUCGCUCUGUGGACCCCUUGGGUGUACAUUGGCGACCUCGUUUCCAGCGACAUGAGCGGACUGGUGGCCAUCGAUGUUGAAGCUUUCUGCACGUGCGUCGGUGAGAUGCAGGAGACUCAGCAGCAGGCGAUCUUUUUGGCCCAGUCCAUCGUUGCGGCCAUCAACGACUUGGAGGUCUUGUCGGACCUUUGGACAUAUCAGCUCGACGAGGAUGAGCUCGGAACGGUCGUGGACAACUCUUCCAGCAAGGGGGAGAGUCCUUGGUGGCACCGGUGCGGGAGUCGCUUCUCUGCACUCUUCGGCCGGCGGCGUAGUCCGCGGCCUCGAACGCUGGCGGCCGUCUCGCCUGCGUGA